CCUGGUGAUAACUGUGGCACUUAGUGGGUUUGUCGCACUCAUGUAUGUGGGGAUCCCGCCAGCUCGGACGACUCCCACUUAUUCAGACAAGCUUUCCCUAAGUGUCACCUGCGACACGGGCUUUGUUCUCACGCCCAUCAAGCCCAAGAGAAACAUGGCAGAUUGCAUCUUCUACAACCAAACGGUGACAAUACCAAAUGUGUCUGCCCGUAAAUGCGGGUACAUCUGCAACGACCCUGCAGUAGAUUAUCCUGCUCUUAUCCUCCGGAAAGUGAAAAAGGUGCAAGUAAUGCAAACUUUCAACUCGACGUUGUAUCACACAUGCGAACUUCAGUACGGGAAGAACAGCCAGAAAUGCUUCCGGAUGAACCUUAAUAAAUCUCGUAGUUACGAAAACAUGCCCAAGUUCUUUCAGAUACACAACUUGGUGCUUCAUUUAUCUGCCAUUGACCCUGAAAAUCCCUUUAUUCCUGUAGACAACUUUACAAUGUCGUCCAGGGAAGUAAGGAGCUUCGAAUGUUCUGCAGGCCGUGUGCCAAAGAAAGUCAUGAUUCCUAAAAUUAUAAUAUCUGAAGAAGAGGAGGAUAAGCUACCUACUGUCCCUAAGUCGGUUGAAUGCCACUUCCACUGCGAAGCGAAUAUCCCCCACAAUCUUACGUGUGAAGAAAACGAGCUCAGCAUUGAGCAUAACGUCGCUCUCAGUUUCUGGCUAUUCGUUACUGCUAAUGUGCUCGGUAAGUUCUUCAUAGGACUCACUUACACUCUCUUCGAAGUGGCUGUCGUCGCUAUCCUCAAAGAAUACGGAUAUGACUACGGUCUGCAAAGGAUUUACGGAUCCAUUGGAGGCAUGGUGUUCGCACCUCUAUCCGGGUUCUUCAUCGAUCAUUUUGGAAGGGGCAGACACUACACCGACUAUUAUGUCAUGUUUGUCUUCUACUGCGUGCUAAAGAUCUUGUGUGCAGUACUUCUGGUGAAGGUUGAUCUUCGGUUCAAGGUGCCCGCGAGAAGCAUCUGUAACAACAUAAGCAACAUCUUUAGCAACCUUGAAAUUCUAUUGCUUAUCGGCAUUGUUUCAAUAGCAGGAAUGUGUUACGGAUUCAUAGAACACUUCCUGCCAUGGCAUCUAGAGGAACUUGGUGCCUCCAAUUGGUUCAUUGGCCUUCUGACUUCAGUGGCGUCAAUAUCAGCUCUUCCUUUCCUCGCCUGUUCUGGUGUCAUCAGCAAGAAGUUCGGCAACAUCCAAGCCAUCUCAUUUGGACUUGUGUGUUACUCCAUCAGGUGUAUUGGUUACUCACUUAUUCAGGACUACUAUUGGUGUGUUCCGUUUGAGACGCUGGAGGGAAUCACGACGGGGCUUUUGGUUGCAACCACCAUUAUCUAUGGAGCUCAACUCUCUUGUGACACCAAUGUGGCCACUGUACAGGGUGUUCUGGCUGCUUUUCAUUAUGGAUUUGGAAAAAGCAUCGGUAGCCUUUUGGGUGGCUUCCUAAUGGAAAAUCUUGAACCGAAAUUUGCUUUCCAAAUAUUCAGUGGUAUAUCUCUAACCUCUGGCUUUUGCUACUAUCUACUGGGGAAACUCAUCAUCCUCCCUAGGCAAGCAAGAAUAUUAAAGCAAAGGCAAGAAGUUAUGAACAUGUCGAUUACGACCAUAUCACGGAAAGAACACAAAAAGAUGAGUAAUCCUUACUUACCUACAACCAUUAGCACUCCUAAGAAAGAUGAAUGUAAAAGACGUGAUAAACAUCUUCUUUCUGGAAAGUUAUCGCCAACUCUGGCGAGCACAGCCGAAGCAGAAAAAUACGAAAGAAAGAAUGAGUCCCCCAAGGAAGUCGGGGAAAAAACAGAGGGUUACGUGAGAGAGGACGAACAUCUGGACGAAACUCAAAUGACGGAUCUGCCUCCUGAUGAUACAGUGAUGUCUUUCGAUGAAUCCUUUUUAGAAAACGAGGAAAUACAACAGAAAGAAAACCAAUAAACAGAAAAGUGCAAAUGAUUAUUCUGUCGUAAAACAGACAGUAAACAGAGUAAAGCAUAUUUGCAUAUUUAAAAUAUUCCGUUUGUGAAAUCAUGAAUAUAUUUUUUCCUGGUAACUCUUA
Penaeus monodon (black tiger shrimp) is the source of this 2096-nucleotide messenger RNA. RefSeq lists its product as uncharacterized. The record is from RefSeq and is a predicted model, not a curated record. NCBI's taxonomy places the organism in Eukaryota, Metazoa, Arthropoda, Malacostraca, Decapoda, Penaeidae. Gene Ontology annotation, cellular component: membrane.